Messenger RNA from Apaloderma vittatum (bar-tailed trogon), 651 nucleotides. Its product is annotated as WD repeat-containing protein 3-like. Gene Ontology annotation, molecular function: snoRNA binding. The coding region runs from base 8 to 559 and encodes 183 amino acids. Gene Ontology annotation, biological process: maturation of SSU-rRNA. Gene Ontology annotation, cellular component: Pwp2p-containing subcomplex of 90S preribosome; small-subunit processome. The record is from RefSeq and is a predicted model, not a curated record. Lineage: Eukaryota; Metazoa; Chordata; Aves; Trogoniformes; Trogonidae. The transcript is spliced from 6 exons.
GCGGAUCAUGGAAGCUAUCGAGCUGUAUAGAGAAGAGACAGCAAAACUAAAGGAACACAAGGCCGUAUGCAAAGCUGCAGGAAAAGAGGUCCCCUUUCCUGUCAAUCCAAUCCUCCGUGCCUAUGGAAAUAUUACCCCUUCUGCAUACGUCCUAGAAGUUUUCAAGAAGGUCAAGUCGAGUGAGCUGGAAGAGUCUCUCCUGGUGCUGCCCUUCUCCUAUGUCCCUGACCUGCUCAAGCUCUUCAAUGAAUAUAUUCAGCUGGGUUCGGAAGUUGAGCUCCUGUGCCGAGCUCUCCUCUUCCUGCUCAAGAUACAUUUUGGGCAGAUCACAAGCAACCACAUGCUGGUGACAGUGAUAGAAAAUCUGAAGAAAACCACCAUCUCCAGAGUCAGUGAGGCCCGGGAUGUGCUGGGAUUCAACAUGGCAGGGCUCCAGUACCUGAAGAGGGAGAUUGAAGCCAAGGAUGAGGUGACAUUUUUUGCUGAUGCUACUGACCGUUUUGAGGAGAAGAAGAGGAAGAGGAAGAAGAAAGAGAAGAUGAUCCUUGCAGUGCUCUAGCAUUUGCUGCCCAAGACGCAGAGUAGCUGGAUGGAGUCGGGUAACCUCAGUGCUGGCCAUGGAAGUGUUCUUGUGGCUGAACAUCUGUGAUG